Acaulospora morrowiae is the source of this 348-nucleotide messenger RNA. The record is from the annotation of a GenBank genome assembly. Lineage: Eukaryota; Fungi; Glomeromycota; Glomeromycetes; Diversisporales; Acaulosporaceae.
AUGCGACCUACGUGUAUUGUAACUUCUUCACCUUUCGGAAAGUUGGGCUCGAGUCACCCGAUCGAAGAAUCCCAUGCAUGCUCACCCCCUCCCCCCAAGGCACAACUUGGGCAUUAUCCGUUACCAGAGCCAUUUAACGUUAAACAGGAACAAAACGAUCAUUGUUAUUGUCUCCAGCCUCGGUGUGUGAUAUUUUUUCCGUAUUUGGCCGUCGACGUAGCCGUGCCGUGUUUAUCUAGGAUCACCCCUUGGAAAUGCUUCGUUUGCAAUGACCAACAACGCAAUCGAAUGCCACCACCUCCAUCACACGGACGCACAGUCAAUGAGAGAGCUCCUGGGACUCCUUGA